UCGGUUCUGCUUCCACGAGCUUGUCUCGGUCUGCAUUAGGGAGCUGAAUGGCACAACGCACCUCCUUUUUCUUCUUCCUCUGCAGCCAUUCGUUUGGCGUUUAGUACGUACCGGUACCGGUACCGGUACCGGUAUACGUACAGUAGCUGGAUGAAUCAAUCCGCAUACAGGAUAGGAUUUGUCCCUCAUCCAGCCAUCUGGGAUACGGCUGGAGCGAGAUCUAGUUAGAAAAGGCCCGAAGAUACCCAUUGAUUGUUAUGUUCCUUUCAUUAAACGAGGGCUGGAUACACCAUCUGGUGAGAUAUCUCGUCUCUGAUUAGUCCAUCUUCAAUCUUAUUAUCACCAAUCUGGCGAGGGGAUCUGGCGAGGGGAUCUGGUGAAGUAAAUAUCCACUCCAAGAUAGGAACCUGGUCACCUCCCAAUGGAUAUAAACUGAGAAAGAACAGAGAAACCCAGGAUCCAAAGAUUUAUGCGAUCGUCCAGUAUCUGGUAUCCAAUGGACGCAUGCUUCCCGCCUAAGUAUCAUUACGGAAUUUAGGCAAGGAUUUUAAAUCGGUUAGACGCCUCUUAAGCCAAAAUCGUGUGUGACCACCGAGCAACGUCAAUUGGAUGGGCGGUUCUCGGGGGAGUUGCGUAGUUACGCUCGGGUCCUGGUGAAAUACCGCCUUUUUAUACCACAGCACGGUGUCAGUUCGGAGCAGCAUGCCACAAAGCAUGUGUCCUCCCUACUCUGUUGACCGAGGGAAGCCAAAGAAGCAAAGAGAUCCUGGGUUUUAGGAGCUUUAGCUCUCACUUUAGAGUUGAUAUUGGCUUCUCCUUCCGUCAAUCUUUCUCUCCAUGAGACAGAAGGGAUCACCUCACAACCCUACCUUCUAGUAGUGGCAAGGCAUGAUCAGAUAACAGAGUCUCAUCCACGCAGCGGCGCCACACUCGCAGCUGUGCUCUAGCUUUUCUUGUUUUAGUUAGUGUGGUAUAUACCCAAGUAACGAUGUUGGACGAUUGUGAGAAAGAGGAAACGAUGCUUCUCGUUAUGGUCGAUGAGAUCCCCUCGGAUUGUGGUCGUCGUAGUACCGGCAGUCGAAAGCGGCGUCGACCUACCCUUUUAACACAGCGGACUUGUCCCCUGUCAGACGAGGAAGAAGAUGAUGAUGGUGAUGUCUUGUCCCUGAAUGUGGUUGCGAUCAGUGAUGUGACCAGUGAAGAAGACGAUAUUAGUUCGACGAUCGUAGAGGAAGAAGAUACCAGUAGUGGAUCCAUGAUGUCACUCAUGGAUUUGUCGGUGGAGAAUGCCUUUCGGAGCAACAGUUGUCAGCUGUUGUCUCUGUUGGAACAGAAUCACAAGGCCCUCUAUUCUUUGCUACAAGAAGAAGAGGAAGAUGAUGUUUUGUUCCAGAACUGUUUGGAAGAACCUCAAGAAGAUACCCAUGAUGUGGGCUUCCCAUUAUCAGUGGCACCUCAUGCUACUGCUACCCCCAAAGCAGAAUGUUGGAAGGACUCUCUAGAUUUUGAACUCCAACACUCGGUUCCCGGUGUAAUGGCCUUGGCCUUGUACUGUGCGGCCCAUGCGUCUACCUAUGAACUCAUCAGUAAUCUGGCCUACGAAGCUGUUGAACCCGAGUUGGAUGGUUUCAACAAGGGCUAUCUGUACGGUCCUCUUUUGAUACUGGGAUGUCUCUUGAGCCGAUAUUGUGGCUUGGUCUGGGACUUUGUCAGUCCCAUGGCCUAUCGCCGCGUCAAGUGGAUCUAUCACAACCGCGUUCGCUGUGGUUCCACAGAUGCCAAGGCGCUCCACUGGUUGCAGCAACAAGGUGAAGUGGCCCUGGGAUGUGUCCAAAUUGUGGCAUAUUACAUGUGCUACAUUGGUGUCGUCUUUUUCGUUGGAGAAUUGGCCGGUCUGUGCGAUCAACGAGACGAAAUCUUGGCCGGUAUGCCCAGUAGUCGAUACGAAGAAAGCUUAUCGGCCAACUACAGUUCCACCAGCAACCACACCUUCUUGUACAUGUGUCCUGCCGAGGACAUGUCACCCCAGGGCUUGUUUGGCCCUACCAACGCUACAGCUCACCAGUGGGAUCCCCUCGCCUGUAACUACGAGAUGGGAGUCAUCGUGGAGAGUUUUGGGUCCGAGGAUGAUCUGUACUUUUUCGACAGCCUCUCCCGAAACUCCUACGACCACUUCUUUGGUCAGUAUUACGAAGCUCCCCUGUUUGAUUCCGUGCACCACAUACUCUUUUAUGCCGGUGUGGCCUUGAUUGCCAUGGUGGCAUUGAAGAAGGGUCUGGGAUAUUCCUUCUGGGCGGGGUGGUAAUCGGAUCUUUCUGGGUGUUCAGAGAAUGAUGAAAGGAGCGAGAGCAUUGACACAUAUCAUGCAUGGUGCAUUUCACUACUACCAUAACGGUUCAUAACAAAACAUAAAAUCACAUACACAUAACUGACUUCGCAACGUA
Seminavis robusta is the source of this 2444-nucleotide messenger RNA. The record is from the annotation of a GenBank genome assembly. NCBI's taxonomy places the organism in Eukaryota, Bacillariophyta, Bacillariophyceae, Naviculales, Naviculaceae.